Molecule: messenger RNA, 1062 nt
Organism: Dama dama (fallow deer)
Lineage: Eukaryota; Metazoa; Chordata; Mammalia; Artiodactyla; Cervidae
Gene: C27H18orf32
Product: chromosome 27 C18orf32 homolog
Exons: 4
Coding region: 175-405 (76 amino acids)
Biological process (GO): positive regulation of canonical NF-kappaB signal transduction
Source: RefSeq, a predicted model, not a curated record
AGGCGCGCCUUUGUCGGCCCCUCCUGCGGUACCAUUGGCUCGGCUUGGCGCGUCGCCGCGACCCUCCUUCCGGAAGCGUGGAUACUGCCCCUGAGACUUGAUCGUCGCCGUAACAACACUUAAAUAGUGCUUACCAUAUGCGGACACUGUUCUGAGGAACUCACAUCUGGGACAAUGGUGUGCAUUCCCUGCAUCGUCAUUCCAGUUCUGCUCUGGGUCUACAAAAAGUUCUUGGAGCCAUAUAUAUACCCUCUGAUCUCCCCCUUUGUUAGCCGUAUGUGGCCUCGGAAAGCUAUACGAGAAACCAAUGAUAAAAACAAAGGCAAAGUAGACUAUAAGGGUGCAGACAUAAAUGGAUUACCAACAAGAGGACCAACAGAAAUCUGUGAUAAAAAGAAAGACUAAACUGAUUGUCCCGAAGGAUCUCAUUGUUUUAAAAAUGGACCUGAUACUAUGAAGCACCUUCUUUGUAAUUGUCUCUGAUCUUUUUCCAAGACCAGAAUUUGGGUUAGAUAUUAAUAGUUUAGAUAUUUACCUGACACUAAUCAGGGAAUACCUGGUAUUUGUAUUUAAAAUGUAGCUAGUUAUAUUUAACGACCUCAUUCCUGAGUUCCUUUUUCAUUAAAGUAGCUUUCAUUUCCUUUAUUGCAGUUUUAAAAAUAUGAAUAAAUAUAUAAGGUUUGUGCCAGUAGACACUGUUACUAAGUCAGUACCUAGAAGUCCCUGGGGGCUCUAGCUUUUAUUCAGGCUCUUCAAAUUUGAGUAGCAUAAUUUUACUGUGAAACAUUGCAGUGAGACUGUGCAGUCAAAUGAAAGGUAGUUUUUGGAGAUGAUAAAAACUUGAAAUAAAGAUGUAGCUACUGUCCAACUCAAAGGAGUAGCUUAUCUGUGAGAAUAGUAAUUACUAUUUAUUGCUCUGAGGAAGAUAGAAAAGACAGGGAAAUAGGGGAAACCUCUCUGGAAAAUGGAACAUCCUUUACAUAAAUGUCUAAUGUGUAAUAUAAAAUUCUAAUCCUUGUUUUGUUCCUUCUGUUCCUACAAAUGUAUUAAAUAUUCAGUUUA